This is a messenger RNA of Paraglomus brasilianum, 387 nucleotides long. The record is from the annotation of a GenBank genome assembly. NCBI's taxonomy places the organism in Eukaryota, Fungi, Glomeromycota, Glomeromycetes, Paraglomerales, Paraglomeraceae.
AUGGCCGAGUCGACGAAAGAAUUCACUUACGAAGAAUUAUCUGCUCAUAACACAAAGAAAUCUCUAUACAUCUCUAUUCUAGGAAAAGUUUACGAUGUGUCGAAAUUUAUUGAUGAGCACCCGGGUGGGGAAGAAGUUCUUCUCGAUGUAGCAGGUAAAGACGCUACAGAGCCUUUUGAAGGUGUCGGCCAUUCCGAUGAAGCUCUUGCUAUCCUAGAAACAUUGCUUGUUGGUAACAUGAAGCCAGGAGAAACAUCUCCGAAAAAGCCGCCCGCACAAAACUACCCUACGGUUAUUCCCCAGCCACAAGCAUCAAGUGGCAUCGGUUCUUAUGCCCUGCCAAUCGUAGCCAUUGUCGUCUACCUUGCCUAUAGAUAUCUUGUCUAA